Messenger RNA from Symbiodinium necroappetens, 2442 nucleotides. Lineage: Eukaryota; Dinophyceae; Suessiales; Symbiodiniaceae. The record is from the annotation of a GenBank genome assembly.
AUGAGCAAGUUGGAGACUUUCUUGGCAAGUGAUGUGGAUCAGACGCUCAAGAAAUACGAUGACCUGUGGACUGCCCAGGAUCCCGAAGACAACCCCUACAAAAGCAAGUAUGUUGCCCGGGAGAUGCUGGAGAUUGCCGUCAAGAAUGUGGAGAAACUCGUUGAGGAGGAAGCUUCUAUCCAAACUGCCGAUCGUGGACGCGAAGUUGUUGCCAGGCUCUUACUGUUCCUGGGGAAAAACUGCUACUUCUGUGAGGAGGUCCCUCAGGCUGAGAAGUGCUUCAUCCGAUCCUUGGAGCGCUACCUGCGAUCGCCGUUGCGACUGGAACCCGAGCCGUUCUGUUACAUCCAGGAUGUCUUCAAUCAGCUGGGCAUGCUCUGGUGCAAUCGUGGAGGCCACAAAGAAGGAAUGAACUUCCUGCGCAGGGCGCAGGUGAUGUACAUGAGGCGGCCGCAGCAUGUACGAGAUGCUUGUGAAGAACGGUGCGAAAACAAUUACACGAUGACAAUGUUUUACUUGGCGCAGGCCUAUGGAGCGCUGCAGAAGCCAGCUCUUUCAGCACGGUUUUGCGCCGAGACCAUGAGUCGCCAGCUCGAGUCGAAUUCGCUUGGCUUGCGCAGCCAAGAAAUCUCUGAGCGAGACCCUUUCGAUGCAAAGGACUGGAUCAGGAACUGCUGUGCCUUGUCUGACUUCUUCAUCAACGAUGGCAUGUUCUGGACUGCCGAGUAUUUGCUGCAUUCGGCGCUGGUCAUGUGUGAGCGUGGUGGAGAGAUCGUGGGCUCAGAGCCCGAGAACAUCACAGAGCUCAAGGCCGAGUGCAUGCGCGACAUCGGAAACAUGUACGCAACCCGUCUCAAGUUCGCCAGGGCAUGUGCUGAAAGACCAGAUGCAUGGGAAGAGGUCUGGCGUGGUGAGCGCAAGAAAGAGGCGGAGGAACACACCGUUUCAGAUGAGGGCACCCAGCUCAGCUUUCGCGUGUCGGCAGACCGGGUGGAGCGCCCUCCAGAAGGCGGUACCGGACCCAUCCACUGGGACGACAUCUUCCCCGAGGUCGUCCAUCCGGAAGAUGACGAGGCCCAAGACAACAUCAUGGCGGAGGAGCACGAGGCCAUGACAGAAGGCAGUCAUCAAGAGGAGCAGUGGCUUAUCCUUGGGCCGGACGACAGGAUCCACCUUCCUGUGCACUUCAGGUAUGAUAGGUUAUUGUCCGGCUUGUUCACAAAACAGGGUCCUGAGCAGCAAGACGGCCAGAGAUUGGUGCUGCGAUUCUACCCAGCCAAAGUAGAGCCAGUACCAGGCAGAGCAAACGCCUUAUUCUUGGAGCAGCGAGGGCCGCACAAGCUCUUGGCAGCUGAAGGGGAAGAACGGUCGGUACCUCAGCCAGACUUGCUGCCAUUUUCGGACCCGGAAGAGCAGUGCGGCAGGCCCAUGUCGCCGUCCUGCAUCGGUGUGUCGUUCGCUGCUGCGCGCGAGGCUUCAAGCGUCGAGAAAAUCUUCAAGCUGGGCAAUCACUUCUUCGCCCAUGCUCUGGACUACUUCCUCUUAGACGGAUGGGUCACAGAACAUGUCAGGAUACUUCAAGAACUGUCCACCAUGUACCGGACUCUGCAAUACUGGGAGAAGGAUCCAAAGCGGUCUGCUGCGAUGCUCAAGCGACGACGUGCAUCUCGGGCCCAUCGUCCCCAGCCGCGAGGUUGGAUGGGCGACCGCCGAGGAGACCGCGGGUAUGGCCGCAGCCGCUGGGGCCGCGGAGGCCGCGGUGAGGAGGAGGAGGACCGUAGGGAUCCGCCAGCCCGUCCGGAGCGGGCCAAAGGCGACCAGAACGACCACCGAGGCUACGGCCGAGACUCCGGUCGGGAGUCCGGCCGUGGUCCAUGGAGUCGAGGUCGAGAGGAGGACGAGGUGGUUGCUCCACCUUUGACUGUGAGUGGCUGUCAGAACGAGACCAUCAGCGCGAUCAUUGCUGGUGUCUACAUGCCAGACAGCCUCAACCACGGGAAGGUGGUGUACAAGAAAAGGGAAAAGUCUAGAGGGCUAGAUGUCCUGAUCUAUUUCUGGGAUGAGCGGGACGGUCCAGAGCUCUGUGGCUGGUGGUUUGGUCCGAACGUGGGCGGUGACCAGGUUUGGGCCUAUCACCCGAGCCGGACGGCUGGCACUCCACCUGCUUCGGAGUGGAAUGUCCCGCAUGACGGCGAUAUCGACCCCAGCUUCACCGUCUCUGCCAUGCGUUCGGCACCGUCGCCUCCUCCUGAAGGAGAGCCUAGCCCCUCUGCGGCGCGGAGCCGUACGAGGGAGGCCCCGGUCGAUUCUACACCGGCGGUGAACACAUAUAGGAAAAGCCAGGGUGACGAGCUACAGUUGCUACAGUUGCAAGAACAGAACCCUUUUGGCAUGACGGUUCAGAUGGAGUCACCGAUGCAAAAGCAACUACGCCUUCGCUAA